This is a messenger RNA of Tupaia belangeri chinensis (Chinese tree shrew), 655 nucleotides long. RefSeq names its product 60S ribosomal protein L31. The transcript is spliced from 2 exons. Gene Ontology annotation, biological process: cytoplasmic translation. Gene Ontology annotation, molecular function: structural constituent of ribosome. The record is from RefSeq and is a predicted model, not a curated record. The coding region runs from base 1 to 402 and encodes 133 amino acids. Gene Ontology annotation, cellular component: cytosolic large ribosomal subunit; ribosome. NCBI's taxonomy places the organism in Eukaryota, Metazoa, Chordata, Mammalia, Scandentia, Tupaiidae.
AUGGACCAGAAGCUCAGGCCUAUGCUGUGCCGAGCUGCAUGCAGAAUCAAGAAGAAAAAGGGCCAUUCUGCCAGCAAUGAGGUGGUGACCCGGGAAUACACCAUCAACAUUCACAAGCUCAUCCAUGGCACGAGCUUCAAGAAAUGUGCCCCUCGGGCACUCAAAGAAAUCCGUAAAUUUGCCAUAAAAGCGAUGGGGACUCCAGAUGUGCGCAUUGAUACCAGCCUCAACAAAACUGUCCGGGCCAGAGGAAUAAGGAACAUCCCAUAUCGAUUCCACAUGCGGUUGUCCAGAAAACAAAACGAGGAUGAAGAUUCACCCAGCAAGCUCUACACUCUGGUGAUCUGUGUACCUGUUACCACUUUCAGAGAUCUACAAGCAGUCAAUGUGGAUGAGAACUAGCUGCUGAUUUUCAAAUAAAGUUAUAAAACAAAAAAAUACAUAAAUUAAAAGGACUAGAUGAAGUUGAAGAUGACACCUGCAGCAGCAAACUGACUUAAUAAUCACUCAUUAGUUUGCUAGGAAAAAAAUAAAUCUUGUUAGUGUUCUAAUCGAAGAGAACCAAUCAUUGACCACAGAAACAAUAGCCAACACCAUAGACAUCUCAAUUGGUCCAGUUUACACAAUUCUAACUGAAAAGUUAAAGUUCAGUGAG